AUGGCGGACUACGAUAGCGAUGGGGGCGAUGGCAAUCUACAAGAAGCACCACGGAAGCGGCAGAAACGCUUUACGUUCAAGAAUUUUGCACAGAGGGUGGCGGAGGUCGAUGUGGAUGUGUACCGGAGGCCUCCAGUGCGUGCAGAGCCGCUGCCUGGAUCGAGCUCGUUCUUCCAUGAGGAGCUGCAGAAGAUGCGCGAGCUGCACACCACGGCCGACUUCCUGCAGGCGGCCGCAGCUCUCAACCCACUGGUCCAAACUCUGCCACAGCUGGUCCACCACAAGGAUGCGGUGGUGGGAAUUCUGCUGGGGGCGGUGCGGAUGGAUGCAGCGCUGUCACUGGACCCAGUUCUGGCGCUGCUGUCUGUUUUGGCGCGGGACCUGCAGGAAGACUGCGUUCCCUACGCCCCGCGCAUCAUUGACUCCCUUAUGGACCUCGUGGAGCAAGGCGCGGACCGAGAGCCGGAGCUGCUGCAGCAUGUGUUCGGCUGCCUGUCGAGCCUGUUCAGGCACCUGGUGCGCCACCUGGCCGCUGACCUGGCCGCCAUGCUGGCGCGCACCGCGCGGCUGCGCUACCACCGGGCCGAGCACGUUCGGCUGCUCGCCGCGCAAUCGACAGGUUUCCUUUUCCGGCAUGCCGGCCAGCGCGCGCUGAAGUCCGGCAUGCGCGCUGUCUUCGCUGAGCAUGCGCUGCGGCCGAGCGAGGAGAGAGCCCACGGAGCCGGCCUGCUUCUGGCGGAGAGUGUUGUGGGCGUUGGUAAUGGGCUGCACUCGAAGGCUGCUGUGCUGCUGCCGCUGCUUCUGCGCGAAGACUUGCUCGACCGCUCAGACCUGAAACCCGCCACAGAGGUAGGGAGGGUGCCAUCCAGGGAGGCAUUGCGCGAGAGAGCGGCUGUGGUGGUUGAAAUUGCGCUGGACCGGCUGCUGGAGCACGGCCGGCGCGGGAAAUUAGCGCCGCUGUGGGACACCGCGUUAGACGAGACCGACGCGCGCCUGCGCAGCCUAGAGGCCUCUGCCGGUUCGGAGAGGGCGGCCGCUUCGGCGAGCGCCGCGCGGGCGGUGCUCACCCUCGCGCAGAUGACUGAGUACAUCCGCGGCAGCCGCGUGGAAGACUACGCUCCACUCUUUGCCCUCACCACGCGGCUCGGAUCCAUCAUCGCAGCUCACCCAGCCGGCGCAGACUCAACAAUAACUCACCCGGGCGGUGGCGAUGAGUCAGCGGAUGCUCACCCCGCCAGCAACGAUGACUCGGCGGGUAGUCUUCCCGGCGUUGGCACGGCGUCGCUGCCGGGAGCUGCGCUGCGGCUGGUGGCGGCAGUGAUCGGCGGCCACGGCAAGGAUGUCGGCGCGAGCGCUGGGCUGAGCGCCAUCUCUCGGGCCGUCCCCGGCUGGGCGCCUCUGCUGACUCAUGCACCCAUCGACGAGGUGCUGCAGUUUGUGCGCCAGAUCCUGCACGGCGCCGGGGCCGGCCCGGCAGCGGCGGCCGCUCUCGGCCCGCUGCUGCUGGGCGCACUCGGCCGCGCCAUCGUGUCCGGGAACGCCGCACAACGCUCGCGCGCGCUGCCUCUGCUGGUCGAUGCCUGCGAUGCGCUGCGCCCGGAGGCAAGUACCAUCUCUGCGGGCCAGGAUGCAGUGCCCCUGCUGAUGACAGCGCAGCCCGGCGGCGUCCGUCUGGCGGCGUUCCUGCGCAGGCUGGCGACUGAGGAUGACUCACCGCCGGCCGAGGCAUGGGCUGCCCUGCGUUGCCUCCCCCACGCCUGUGAGAAGCCAGAUCAGGUGGUGGCGAUUUGCAACAUGCUGCUGGCCAGGACAGAAGCUGCCAUGAGUCAACCCGAGGACAUCCCUUCAAAGACUCGGGAGGGCCUCGUCUUCCUCCAUGCACAGGCGCUGCUGCUCCAAGCGCGGGUGCAGGCAGGGCACGCCCCUGCACGGGUGCAUGAGCUGGCACAGCCUGCCCUGCAGCUGCUGCGCAGCUGCACCGGCAGCUUCCACGCGCUUGCCACCGCUGCCGACAUCCUUGAUGGCUGCAGAGCGUCCGGAAACCUCCUUCCUGAGGCACAACUGCUGGAGCUGUUGCCUCUACUGGCGCCGAAUUUGAAUGCGCGAUCGCAGUCGCACCGCGCAGCCGCCCUGAAGGUGCUCAGCAGCUUCCAGCAGCCGGCGCUGCCCACAUCGGGCAACGGGCAGGCGGCCGCCGCCCAAGAGCGCAGCGACAUAUUCCCCCGCUGGGCCCAGAUCGAGUCCCAGACGUGCACGCUGGACAAUGGCCGGGUGGCGGCCACGGCGAUAGUGCGCAUGAAGACGGCGCUGGAGUACGGCCGCGUUCCCUCCGCCCAGAUCGGACCCCUCGUACGCAGCCUGCUCGGCGCGCUGCAUGUCAGGUUCUCCCUGCUAUGGGCACCGACGAGCGAGGCUCUGGCGACCACGCUGCGUACUAAUGCUGACGUGGCGUGGCCGCUCGUGCUGGAGUCUCUGCGCGCCUGGCAGGCGGAGUUCCUGUCCGGCGCGGGACGAUCCCACAAUCCGCCCGAGGGGCCAGCGGAUGGGGAUGAGAGCAUUGAGCUGCAGACAGUGCAGCAGCGGUUUUCCUGGCAUCUGGAAGAAGGCAGUGUGGAGCGCAGCGGCGGCUGCACCGACGCUGCCAUGCGCAUGACCAACCUUCUCAAGGCGCUGGCGGCGGCCUCAGCAGAGGCGCUGGAGCCGCGCUCGGGGGACUGGGUCCCCCUGCUGCUGGCCUAUCUAGGCUCGAGGUCACCGCAAGCGGCGGAGGACGCCCCUGCAGACGAGGCGGAGGGGGGAUCCGACGAGGGUGACAAAGCCGAUGAGAACCGGCGGCGCAGCGGCGCUGAAGCCGGCCCGUCUGGGCUGCCCGGUGGGCAGGCCGGGCUGCCCAGGACUUAUGUCGGCGCAAGGGCGUGGCGGGCGCUGGCAAAGGAGUGGAUGGGGGCGGUGGCGGGCUUCAAGUCUCUGAGAGGCGUUCAGCGCUGGAAGGAACUCAGAGCUGCCAUUGCCCUGCAGCUGCUCUCCAAUGACCCGAGCCUGCAGCAGGCAUCGCUCAAAUGCCUCAAGGGGUUCAAGCUGAAGUACCUCGGCCCGUAUGCGGACCGGCUGCUGCGGCUGGCGGCUGACGCGACGCUGCGCGAGGAGCUGACGGCGUUCCCUCUCGCGCGCACCGCGGACGACGCCAUCCAGCCAGAGCACCGCCUCGGCCUGACGGCGGUGUUGGUGCGGGUUCUGUGGCCCAAAAUGCGCAAGCGCUCCGGCCGGCUCGGCGGGAAGGGCGCGCCGGGCUCGGCCCGGGCCGCGAUUCUCAACUUCCUCACCGGCCUCGAACCGCCCGAGCUGCGCCCGCUGCUCGUGCUCUUCCUGACGCCCCUCGGAUCCGGCUUCGCCGUCACUCGAACCGAUGGCGUUGCUGCGGCGGCCGGGGCUGACACGCUGUUUGCAGAGCCGUGGUGGGCGGCCGAGUUGGGGCGGCGGGACGGCGGCUGGUGGCUGUCGGCAGUGGAUUCUGGCGCGCUGGCCACGCUGCCGGGCCGGGUGCGCGUCGGCUUCCUCAACGCCGCUGCCGACCUGCUUCGCCACCUGGGGCACCGGUUGGAGGCGUACCUUCCGGAAAUUGUGGCCCUGCUAGUGUCUCUCCUCGAGGGUGCCACGUCAUCGCUGCCAAAAGGGGCGCCUGCAGAGGAUGUCCACGUCAGCGCCCCCCUGGCAGUGACUGGGCAGGACGCAGCUGCGGACGUACAUGUGGACAAUGCGUCAGAGGGGCAGAGCGAUGCCGAUGUGGACGAAGCAGAGGAAGCCAUGCAAGUUGAUGGAGCAACUGAACAGGCGGACACGGCUGUGCCAUCAUCGGACCCCACCAGGGACACAAUCACUGAUUUGAAAGCAAAUUCGAAUUUAAAAGCGGGCGAGAAGGCGCGGGAAGCUGACGCGGGCGCGAGGGAGGUCCGCUCCAGCGCGCUGCGGCUGCUGGCCGCGCUGUGGACGCGCUUCCCGGCCGCAUGCGAUUACUCACCCGUCUGGCCGCGCUUCUUUGGGGCAAUCGCACCUCUGCUGCCGCGGCUGCUGGUGGAGGCUUCGGCUGAGAAGACACCACCGCUGCUGGAAGUGUUGGCAGCAAUUGCAGCAUCGCCAAGUCUGGCGCCUCUGCUGGGGGACUGUGCCUCACAGGUGGCAGCCUCAGAGGACGCCACCUGUCCCGUGGACAUCUGCAGAGAAGCCUGGGCCAGCCAGCACCACCUGGGCUCAAGGCUGCUGCAGCAGACGAUUGCGGUGCUGGCGGCGCCGCAUGCAUCAGAGGCGGCGCGGGGCGCGGCUUUGGGCGCGCUCGAGUCGAUACUCGACCUCGGACCGUCCUACGCUGACGUCAUCCUGCGCCUGCACACAAAAGAUCUGCUGGAGAGCCUCCGAGCGCUCGUCGCGGCGGCCGCCGCCUCCAACGGCGGCGCGCGGCCGAAGCGGCUGCGGCCCGGAGUCAAGGUGGCGCCGCGAGGCCCGACGCGCACCGACGCGCUGCGCGCGCUGAGCAUACUCGAGCGGAUAGCGGCCGGCGGCGCCGCGGCCGGCGCUGACAUGGCGCUGCAGCUGUCGGAUGCGCUGCUGCCGAUCCUCGCGCCCGGGGGCGGCCGGGCCGGGAAACGCGGCGACGAGGCGGCCGCCGUGCGCGUGCUCGGGGUUCUUGCUGCCGUGUGGUCGCAGUCCGCGGAGGCUGGAGGUGGCAUCCCAGAGGCGCACCUGUGGAGGUACGCCGCCGCGCUGGCGCCCCUCGCUGGAAGUCUGAGCAGCCGCGAGGCACGCGGCGCGCACACGGCCGCGUUCGAGUCGCUCGGCCGGCUGCUACCACCGCUGCAGCGCUCCGCCCGGCUGCUGUCCGGCCUCAACGCCAUGUCUGCCACAGAGAUUGAUGCGCCGGACUACGACGCACGGCUGGGUGCUUACGCGGAGCUCAACCCAACUACUUGGGCCGCCAUGCGCGCAACCGAGGCGCUGCCGCUGCUGCACGCCGCUUUGGCCGAUGUGCGGAAUGGAGAAGAUCUCGCCGCGCGUGCAGCCGCCUCGCAAGCGCUCUCCCGGCUGAUUUCUGCCGCCGCCGCUUUUGGCGACGAUAAAGAUGAGGCAGUGACCGCUGCCACGUCGUCAGUGGAGGCAGCUGUGGAAGCGGACCCCCCGGCGUUGGCCGGCGGGUCCGGCGCGGAGGGGGAGGUCCUGGCGACCGGGGGAUCUGAUGACUCAUCGGCAGCGGCCGGGGGAGAUAUACGCGUGGUGGCCGAGCGGGUGCUCUACUCGCAGCUGAAACGCACACUGGCGAUGCCUAGUCUGGCCGUCCGCCAGGAGCAUGUGGAUCUGCUGAGGCAGCUGGUGCGCGCGUUCCCUACCCGCUUCCAGGACCUGCUCAAACUCACGGAUGCCGACCCGGAGCUGGACUUUUUCAACAACGUCGCCCACUUGCAGUUGCACCGCCGCUCCCGGGCAUUCUACCGCCUCAAAAAGGCGGCUGAGGAGGGCAGCCUGGGCGCUGGAGCUCUGCUGGGCAUAGCAGUACCGCUGCUCCAACAGGUCAUUGUUGAAGGCAAGGAAGGGGAGGGGGCAGGCCACGAGCGCAAGGAGAAAGACAGGGACCGUGAGGCGAAUGUCUCGGCUGCAGCGGUAGAGGCGCUCGGAGCCGUGGCCGGAAGCCUCGACUGGACGCACUACCGCGAGCUGCUCAACAUCUUCAUGCGCGUCAUGCAGCGGAACGAGGGCAAGGCGGUGAUUCGGGCGGUGUGCGUGAUCAUUGACGCGUUCCACUUCCCGACAGCGGCUGACGCGGCGAUGACAUCAGCGGAGGGCGGCGAUGACAUCACCGCUGACAUCAGCGCUGACUCGGCAGAGAUUGAGACCACCCUCACCAAGCGCGUGCUGCCUGCGCUGCAAAUGCACCUGGUGAACAAGGAGAGGGAGGCGGUGCGAGCGCCGGUGGCGCUGGCAGUGGUGAAGCUUCUGAAGCACCUUCCGCCGGCUUCCGCGCGCGCGGCGCUGCCGGCCGCCCUCCAAAAAGUUGCCAAUCUGCUCAAGCUGCGCCUGCAGCGCAUCCGGGAUGAUGCGCGCACGGUGCUGGUGGCGAUGGUGGCUGAGUUGGGCGCUGACUACGCACACUUUGCCAUCGACACACUUCGAUCAGCGCUGCCUCGGCGCGGAUACAUGGGCCACGUCCAGUGCUACACCGUGCAUGCAAUCGUGCAAGCCCUGCUCAAGGACGCUGCCCCGGGUGCGCUGGACGGGGUGAUGGAGGACGUGUUAGAAGUGAUAGAGGCCGAGGUGUGGGGGGAGAUCGGCGAGGAGAAGGAGGCCGGCGCGUUCGCGGGCGGCUGCAAGGAAGCCAAGCGCGCGCGUGGCGUGGACAGCUACCAGCUCCUGGCGCAGGGCGUCACAUUCCGGACUCACAUUGCGCCCCUUCUGCAGCCGGUCACAGAGCGGCUGGGCCGCGCAAGCAGUCCAGCAGUACGGGCCAAGCUGCAGGCGCUGCUGCAAGCAGCGGUGCAAGGAAUUGCCGUGAACCCAACGGUCACGACAGAAGACCUGUUCAUCUUCGUGCACGGCGCAAUGGACGCCGGGCUGGCCGCAGAGGAAGCUGCGCGCGCGGCUGCUGCCGCCGCCGCGGAAGCUGCCGGGCAGGCGUCGGCUGACGGCGCAAUGCAAGAGGCAGGAGACGGCGGCAGCCGCCACCAGCACCUGAUGGUGGACGCAGCGCUGCGGCUGCUGCUGCGCGCGCUGCGCAGAGGCAACGCCACGUCAGACAGGUCCCCCCAGAACCUGGGCAUGCUGGACGGGCUGCUGCCUGUUCUGGCUCGCGCACUCAAAUCGCGCCACGCGGCCGUCGCCGAAAAGGCGCUGCGCUGCCUCGCCCUGCUGGCGCCGCUGCCGCUGCCAGGUCUGCCGGAUGCUGCACCGGAGGCAGGAGCGGCAGUGAUGGCGAUGCUGCGAAGUGCGCCAGACUCAAACGCUCCUCUUGCACAAGAAGGCUUCAAGCUUCUUGCCGCUCUGCUGCGCUCCUGCGAGUCCUACAAGCCGACGCAGGGCCAGCUGCGAGCGCUGCUUGCCACAGCAUUUGUGGAUGUGGAGGCAGCAGCGAACACAGUGGCGGCCUUCAAUCUGCUCAAGGCCAUCCUGGCGCGCCGGCUGAUGCUGGAGGAAGUCUACCAGCUCAUGAAGCGCGUGCAGGAGCUCAUGAUCAGCUCACACUCGGCUUCGGUGCGUGCGCAGUGCAGUGCGAUUCUGCUGAUGUUUCUGCUGGACUAUCCGCUGGGGGAGCAGCGGCUGGAACACCACCUCGACUUCCUCGUGGCAAACCUGGAAUUCGAACACGAGUCCGGCCGCGAGGCCGCCAUCGACGCCAUGAUCGCGGUGAUCCAGAAGUUUCCGGAGGAAGUGCUCGUGAAGAAGGACCGCGCGUCGGCUUUUUUCCUGCCGCUGGUGGCGCGUCUGGUCAGCGAUCCCUCCCCCAAGUGCCGCGCGCUCGUCGGCCGCGCCCUCAAAGCCCUGCUGUCGCGAGCCAACCCGGUGCAGCUGGACCGUUUUGCGAGCAUGUGUCAGAAGUGGCUGGAGGGCGCAGACCCGCGCCUGGGCAGGAGCGGCGCGCAGACGCUGGGAAUCAUGGCGGAGACUGAGGGCGCCAGAUUUGGACACCGAGUGCCCAUCCUUCUGCCGCAGCUGCUGUCCACGCUGCAAGCCCACUCGCAGGAGGAGAGUGGCGCUGUUCUUUGCACGGAGGCGGAGAAUAUUGCGCAGGGGUGGCAGGUCUGCUACGCGUGCCUGCUGCUGCUGGAGAAGAUUGUGGGCUCCUCCCCUGCCCAGGUGCAGUGGUCGGCUGGCCGGAGGGAGGUACGCCAGAUUUGGCUGCAGCUGCCGCCCCUGCUGACUCACCGCCACCUGUGGGUGCGCAAGGCCGCCUCCCGCCUGCUCGGCCUCGCCUUCGCCGAGAGCACCAUCGGGGAGGGAUUGCUGGCAGAAGAAGAGGCAGCGCCAGGCAGGCUGGCGUUUCUGCUCUUUAUACAGCUGGAGGCGGAGGCGGCCGACGACGCUCUGCUGUCACAGGCAACUAAGAACCUCGUUUUCCUCGCCCCCCGUCUGCUCGCCACCGACACCGCCGCCGGCCGCGUGCCGGCCGCCGGAAAAUCCAUAAAUUUGAGCAGCGUCGCCAAUUCUGGCCCCGCAGCUGACACCGCCAAAAUAGGCAAUGGAGCCGCAGGGGGACCGGGCGGCGCUGAUGUGGCGGACGACGCUGACCUGGACGCUGACCUUGACGAUGCCAUUGAGGAGGCGGCAGAAGGGGAAGGCAGGUCAGCGCUGACGCUGCACGGGCUGGUCAGGCGGAUGGCAAGACUCGCCGAUGAUCGCGCGUGGCCGCGGCAGGCAGCGCGUCUGGCGGCGCUGCGGUUUGCGGCCGCGCUCGGCAGCCGGCUCGGGAAGGAGUCCGUAGUGCCGUACCUGCCGUCCGUGCUGCUGCCGCUGUACCGCAUCACCGAGAGCAACGCCGCAAACUCCGACGAGGUGAAGGCUCUUGCCGAGGAGGUCUUGGCGCACCUGCGCACGGUGGCGGGCCCAGAGGCGCUGCUGGCCGCGUACAAUCGCGCGCGACAGCACGUCAGCGACCUGCGCUCCGAGCGCCGCCGGCAAAAGGCGCUGCAGGCGCUGGUGGAUCCUGAGGCGGCUGCCAAGGCGCGCAUGCGGAAACAGGAGCGGCGGUCGGCCGGCCGCAGAAAAGCGCUCGAGGAGGUUCGGCGCAUGCGCAGCGCAGGAGUCGCAGUGAAGCACAAGACCAAACGCGCGCAUGGCAGCAGAAGUGCUGCCGGCGCCUGAUCAGAGCACAUGCAAGAUAGUGGCAGGAGUGUUUACAGUCCCUUAUCUCAAGCCAGCCCUCCAGCAGCUGAGGAUCUGGGGCGAAGCCAGGUGCAUGCGCAGGGGCAAGAGGGCCGCCAGUGCUCCAUGAGAGAGGGCCUCAUCAUUUGGGAGUAUAACAGGACUAAGCGUAACCCAAAUACGCAUGCUUAGGUACACCCACUCACAUAGCAAGGCGGGGUGUCAGAAUCGACCCACCUGCCGUCGCGGCGCACGCCGUUGGAAGCAGCAGAUUAUAGGCAGAACAAUUGAAGCCACAUAUACGACCACAUACAGUCUCCUUGAUUCAAUGUCUGGCCUGUAUAAGUAGC
Coccomyxa subellipsoidea C-169 is the source of this 9191-nucleotide messenger RNA. Its product is annotated as ARM repeat-containing protein. Gene Ontology annotation, cellular component: 90S preribosome; small-subunit processome; nucleolus. The transcript has 47 exons. NCBI's taxonomy places the organism in Eukaryota, Viridiplantae, Chlorophyta, Trebouxiophyceae, Coccomyxaceae. Bases 1 to 8841 code for a protein of 2946 amino acids. The record is from RefSeq and is a predicted model, not a curated record.